GUGUUACUCUCAUAAACAAACAAUCGUUGGUCGUCGCAAGAACAGUUCAAUCGAGAAUAGUGGAAGAUGGCUUUGCUCCAGUGGCUUUCGAUGUUGUUACUCCUCAUUAUAUCAAUGGUUUCGUAUUCGUCAAGUCAAAUAGAUCCAUGGGAUCGCGUUCCCAUAAUAUUGAACCGUAUAAAGGCGCCAAUUUUUCCGGCACGUACCUGCGACGUUACGAGCUAUGGAGCCAUCAGAAGUGGGUCAAAUGAUGUUGAAGCUCCGUCCAACGUUGUCGAUAUGAAUGCCAAAGCAUUUGAAGACGCAAUAAAUGAUUGUAACAUCCUUGGCGGAGGCACUGUUUAUGUACCGUCUGGCACUUUUAUUACGUCGGCUAUAACUCUGAAGUCGAACAUUUCGCUACAUAUAUCUGCGGAAGCUGUUGUACGAUUUACAAAAGAAAUUUCGAGAUAUCCGACAGUUUUUACGAGAUGGGAGGGAAUCGAACUCAUGAACUACUCUCCACUGAUUUAUGCGUUCGAAGUCGAAAAUAUUGCUAUAACGGGCAGUGGACUGCUAGAUGGAAAUGCCGAUUGUAAUACUUGGUGGAAUUGGAGAAAUUAUUGUGCCAAUUCAACCGCAAACCAAAACGCUGAUCGUGAUACUCUGUUCAAAAUGGCUGAGAACAAUGUCACAGUAUCAGAAAGAAUAUUUGGCCUCGGACAUUAUCUAAGGGCACAAUUCAUUCAGCCGUAUCGAUCGAAAAAUGUUUUAAUUGAGGGAGUCACAGUCGUCAACUCUCCAAUGUGGAUAAUACAUCCCGUGCUUUGCGAGAAUGUUAUUAUCAGGAAUAUUAAUCUUACCAGCUUAGGACCGAACAACGAUGGCAUCGAUCCCGAAUCAUGCACAGAUGUUUGGAUCACUGGUGUUCUGUUCAAUUCGGGUGAUGACGAUAUAGCCAUCAAAUCGGGUCGCAAUGCCGAUGGUAGAAGGAUUAACGUUCCGUCACAGAAUUUUGUAAUUCAGAACUGUACGAUGUUGGAUGGUCAUGGUGGAAUUACUCUUGGCAGUGAGAUAUCCGGGGGCGUAAAAAAUGUUUUCGUUGAAGACUGCUAUCUAGACAGUCCCCGAUUGGAUACAGCCAUACGAGUCAAAAAUAAUGCAAUGAGAGGUGGAACACUGGAAGAUUUUUAUGUCAGAAAUGUGAGAGUCGGCCAAGUAGCUAAGCAGGUUAUCGAAGUGGAUUUUUACUAUGACGAAGGAUCCAAUGGCGGUUAUCGGCCGGUGUUACGGGACUACAUUAUAGAAAAUGUAAAUGUACUAAAUGGCGCACCAUAUUCUCUUUUCAUCCGAGGCUUUCCCGAUCAUCCUAGAACUUCCUACAUUGGGAUCACUCUUCGGAACAUUUCUUUUACGGGAUUGAGAAAUAGUCCUCAUUACGUACUUGAAGAAGUCGAUUACAUUUCUGCCAAUGAUAUAACGGUGGACGGCAAAUCGUGGAAUGUUCAGUCAUCAUCGUCAGCGAAAUUCGUUAAUUUCAAAAUGUUGUUUUGUAAGGCUUCAUUAGUCCAGAUACUUACAAUUGUAGUCCGCAUCAGAUUGUAAUAGAAGGGCUGGCGAAAUUAAAAAUUCUUUUCUAA
Bradysia coprophila is the source of this 1619-nucleotide messenger RNA. RefSeq lists its product as uncharacterized. Gene Ontology annotation, biological process: carbohydrate metabolic process. The record is from RefSeq and is a predicted model, not a curated record. NCBI's taxonomy places the organism in Eukaryota, Metazoa, Arthropoda, Insecta, Diptera, Sciaridae. Gene Ontology annotation, molecular function: polygalacturonase activity.